CGAAUACUUUGUGAACUUAUGUCAUGAAAAUGUAAGUAAAGUGAAUAAUUCCAAUCACUCGGCCUUUAAAUCUGCUAUCCAAGCAAAAUGACUCAUGUUGAAGUCUGAAACCGUGGCGGGCAACCGGAAUGUUUCAUUUAGCUACAAAAUGUCCGUCAUUUUUACUUACCAGUUUAAGUGUAAAAACAUCAAAAGUGUUAUCUUCAAAAGUUGAUUCCUUAUACAGCGUUUUUGGUCUAUCAAACAGCGCGACUCAUCAAGAUAUCAAAGAAGCUUUCUAUCGAUUGUCAAAAAUAUACCAUCCUGAUGUGACUGAUAACCCUGAUUCGAGAGGCAAGUUCCAUGAGUUGGUAAAAGCCUAUGAAAUCCUUGGGAAUCCUGUCAAACGCAGUGAAUAUGACCGUGGUCUAAUACGUUCUAGAGGCGGAGACGUGCAACACUUCUCUGAGGAUAGUUACACAGUCGAUUCCAUAAAGGACAAAAGCACCAAUAGUUUUAAAUCAUUUUAUGUGAAACAGCACAACAGAGCGCUGAAUGAAUUUUGGGAGAAACAUUCUGAUCGUGAAACUAUAAUGACUGCAAAUGAAGUGAGAAAGGAUCAUUCAAACUUUUUGAUGGGCUUGGUCAUGACAGUUGUAUUUACUAUAUUUUCGGGUCAUCUAUAUUCAGUAUAUUAUGAAGAACCUAUUGAGUUUAUACGGCCUUCGGAAAGCUAAUCAUAAUUGAUUGACGUUCUGAGUAAAUAGAACUCAUAGCUAAUUCUGUAUUUCAAGCUACUUUACUUAACAGGUUUACCCAUUAUCUUUUCACGACCCAGUAUAAGCCUAUUGAUUUCUUUA
This is a messenger RNA of Schistosoma turkestanicum, 839 nucleotides long. Lineage: Eukaryota; Metazoa; Platyhelminthes; Trematoda; Strigeidida; Schistosomatidae. The record is from the annotation of a GenBank genome assembly.